AUGUCUACUCCACCUAGACGCGCUUCAACGGCUCCUAUUCGGAGAAGGUUGGAUGAUCUACCACCACGAUACACACCUCAAGCAUCAGAUUUCUAUACACCAAUACGUGCGCAGUACACAGACUACGCAUCACCACAAGAUGCUAGAGAGCAAUCCACGUCAAUGGUUAUACGGUCGUCACCACCGCCCACUUCUUCUGGCGGCAGAUAUGUACCGUCGCAUCGCCGGAUCUCAUCGCACUCUGGAUAUCUGAGUUCUGAUAAACACUUGGGUCGGUCAGAAUAUCCGUUUUCCAGUCCUCUACUGCCAUCGAGAGCGCUGUCGCGUAUAGAAGAGCGUCGUCGUGCCGGUCUGUCAUCUUCAGUGACGACCAGCCCAUCUACGAUCGCGCAACCAAACCCCAACUAUGUACCUAGCAAGCGCGCACCUGAGCGAAGUCCCGAAGAGCAGACACCGAUCACCAAGGCGCAGAGCUUGCUUACGCCCAAUCGUUCAGAGACAUCCGGUUCGCACAUACCUCGACCUGGACGCAAUCGUGCUGAGUCGUGGCGAAGUUCAGGAAGAAAGUCUAUCGUCGUUCCAACGGAUGAAUGGGAGGACGCCGGCACUUCAGAAGUAAACAAGGCGAGCGAUACACGAGCGGGGUUUGUGUCAAAGUUCAAGCAUGCGCUGAGUUUGAAUUCAGAAGAAGCUCCUUCUCAACGUGGAUCGGCCGCUUCUUUCGAUGCCCCAGAGCCUCUAUCUACUGGUCAAAUCAUAUCGCGACGUGAUAGUAAGAGAAAUGUAUCACCUGCAGAGACGGCUCUGCGGAGAAGUCUUGAGAAUGAUCUUGGCAAGAAGACGCUUAGCCAUAGGAAGAGUUUCGCUGGAAGUCUACGGAGACUUUGUCAACCAGAAGUCCUCAGCUAUCGAGCAAAACCAUCAGUUGUAUCCAACGAAAGCGAGUCAGACUUUGGAUACAUCGAACCGCGUGUCUUACAAGAAUUGCCUAGCAAUAUUCUUGUACGUGUCCGCGCUCGGAAAACUGAUAACUCGCCACAAUACCAGAACCUUCCCACAUGGGAGCCGAUCAAGCAGACCGAUGAUUUCAAGGACAGAUACACCAAUGAACGUGCCAGCUACGAUCGGGUGCCGGCAUAUCGCAUGGAAGUCAGUUCGCCUCUCCAAGGUUCGAUGAGUUCGACUCAAGGUUUUUCCAGCCCUACAAAUGCCAUGAUUCCCAAUCAUCAGUUCAGAAAAUGCGCCUCGUUAUCCUCAUCACCAUCAUCGUUCGUUGCUCAGAAGCUGGUACGGCUACAGGAUGUGACUUCACGGGAGCCAGUGGAGCUAGAGCAAACGAAAACGCUCUCAGCAGUAAUCGAUCAAGCCUCUGCUGUAGCAAUGCCCCCUACACAUGUCGCAAAUUGCGCGAGUCAGGCUUCGGUGCGUAUCGGAAAUGGCAUCUCGCUCAUGCCGCCAACCACCAUAGUUGAUCAGGAGCCUAUGGUGACUUCUCAAUCUUUCUCGAUCACUUCGCCAUCAUCUACUUUCACUCAUUCUUCAACAGUUCCAAACUACAACCUCGCGCUACAGCCACCGACGGAAGUGUUCUCCCAGCAGCCUAUCGGUCAAUCUCCACGGCAAGGUCUCAUCUUUGCGGAGGCAAGUGCCAUCAUCUACCUCCUCAUCGCUUACGUCGCGGUAUGGCUACUCCUCAGCAACUCGGAAGAGACGAUGAAUACGGUAGAUACAGCCAACCAAAUGGGUAUGACCUUGCUGGCGGGCGCCAUUUUGUGCCUCCUUUUGCAUUGUGCUAUGGGCGGUCGUGUUACACGAGUUCCAAGGAGUGUUUUGCGAGCAAUAUGGGGCCCUUCGCUAUGUUUUGUGGUAUUCUGGGGUUAUAGAUGGUUCGGUGAACGGCAGUCAUUCUCGUAUCCUGUUUGA
This is a messenger RNA of Dothidotthia symphoricarpi CBS 119687, 1923 nucleotides long. RefSeq lists its product as uncharacterized. The coding region runs from base 1 to 1923 and encodes 640 amino acids. The record is from RefSeq and is a predicted model, not a curated record. The transcript has a single exon. NCBI's taxonomy places the organism in Eukaryota, Fungi, Ascomycota, Dothideomycetes, Pleosporales, Dothidotthiaceae.